UCAGCUCCACUGCAGCUUUAACGACGUCCGACAAACCUUUUUUGACUUUUGUUCCAGAUCGACGAGAGGUGGAGUGUAAAGUCUGUCCAAAUCUGAGAAGACUUCUGCCAUUUCACAACAAAUUUCUGCGGUGUGGAUACAAGUUUGUAGUGCAAGUUUGACCUACUUUGUUAUCUUAAAGAGUUGGAUCAAGGUAGCAAUGAGGACCUUUGAUGACCUUCUGGAGGAGGCCGGGGGUUUCGGCCGCUCUCAGAAGCGUAUCUUCCUUCUGCUGUGUAUGGUUUCUUUGCCUUUUGCAGGUGUGUACGUCGGGAUCGUCUUCCAGGGGUUCACCCCGGAUCACUGGUGCCGGGACUCUGCGGUGGUGGGGCUGAGGCGGGCGUGCAGCUGGAGCCUGCUGCACAGUCGCAGGCUGACGCUGCCGCCGGUUAACAGCUCCGCAGAGCUGCAGCACAGCAGCUGUGAGCAGUACGAGGUGGACUGGAACAACACGGAGAUCACCUGCGACACGCAGGAGCUCAACCUCAGCGAGGUCGCACUCACCACGUGCAAGGAUGGCUGGGAGUAUCAGUACGAAGGCAGGAAGUCCUUCGUCACAGAGUUUGACCUGGUGUGUUCAGACGGCUGGUAUGUGGACAUGUACCAGGCCAGUCUCAACGUGGGCUUCCUCGUUGGCAGCUUUGCUUUUGGUUUCUUUGCCGACAGGUUUGGCAGGAAGAUCAGUUUCCUGGUGUCCAACGUGCUGAAUGUGCUGGCGGGGAUGGCGCUGGCUCUGACUCCCAACUACGUCUCCAUCCUGGUGCUGAGGUCCGUCUUCGGCUUCGGAGCCAAAGGAGGCUGGAUGUCUGCUUAUGUGCUGGUCACAGAGAUUGUGGGCGUGGAGUACAGACGGACGGUGGGCAUCCUGUACGAGAUGUUCUUCAGCGUCGGCGUCCUCAUCCUCCCGCUGCUCGCCUACUUCAUCACCGACUGGCGCUGGCUGCAGGUCGUCAUCACCGCACCCUACAUCCUCUUCCUGUCCUACUUCUGGUUCAUCCCGGAGUCUCCGCGGUGGCUCAUCUCUCAGAACAAAUCCUCCAAAGCUUUGGAGAUCACAGAAGCGAUCGCCAAGGAGAACAACAGAAAACUGAAGAACACGGAGAGCCUGUGUGACGACGAAGGAGAGUGCUCCUCUGCCUCCCUGCUGGACCUGGUCAGAACUCCAAACAUGAGAAAAAACACUUUAAUCCUCAUGUUCAACUGGUUCACCAGUGCGGUGGUGUACCAGGGCCUCAUCAUGCGGGUGGGGAUAACGGGAGGAAACGUCUACUUGGACUUCCUCCUCUCCGCCCUGGUGGAGUUCCCCUCCGCCUUCCUCAUCCUCCUCACCAUCGAACGCAUCGGCAGACGCGUUCCCUUCGCCGCCGCCAACAUCGUGGCCGGAGCUUCCUGCUUGAUCACCGCCUUCAUUCCUGACAAACCGUUACAAGUCUGCAGCUGUCUGCAGGAGCUAAAUGUGGAAACCGAGCUCUCCUUGCUAUGUUCUGGUUUAAGACGGUGGUGGCGUGCGUGGGCCGGCUGGGCAUCACCAUGGCCUACGAGAUGGUGGUGUUUGUUAACGCCGAGCUGUACCCGACCUACAUCAGGAACCUGGCCGUGUCAGUGUGUUCCACUCUGUGUGAUGUUGGAGGAAUCGUCUCGCCGUUCCUGCUCUACAGACUCGCCGCCAUCUGGCUGGAGCUGCCACUCAUCAUCUUCGGAGCGGUGGCGUUUGCAGCCGGAGGUUCGGUGUUGUUGCUGCCUGAAACCAGAGGAGUUCCUCUCCCCGACACCAUCGAUGAUAUCGAGUUUCCCAACAGAAAAAAGGCGGACGUGGUGAAGAACCAACAAACGAAGGAACUUUUAAAAUCCGACCUGACCAACAACAAAGAAACGACAGCCGUGUGACUCUCUUUGUGUGUGUGUGUAAAUUUGUCCUGAGCUAAAAACCAAGGAAGCACUGUAGGUUUUUAUUUUUUAAAAUACAUUUUCUAUAAAGAACGACUUCCUCCUUUA
Molecule: messenger RNA, 2034 nt
Organism: Centropristis striata (black sea bass)
Lineage: Eukaryota; Metazoa; Chordata; Actinopteri; Perciformes; Serranidae
Product: solute carrier family 22 member 2-like
Exons: 13
Coding region: 200-1858 (552 amino acids)
Biological process (GO): transmembrane transport
Cellular component (GO): membrane
Source: RefSeq, a predicted model, not a curated record